Otolemur garnettii (small-eared galago) is the source of this 1292-nucleotide messenger RNA. RefSeq names its product SPARC related modular calcium binding 2 (gene SMOC2). Gene Ontology annotation, biological process: extracellular matrix organization. Bases 181 to 1263 code for a protein of 360 amino acids. Gene Ontology annotation, cellular component: basement membrane. The record is from RefSeq and is a predicted model, not a curated record. The transcript is spliced from 12 exons. NCBI's taxonomy places the organism in Eukaryota, Metazoa, Chordata, Mammalia, Primates, Galagidae. Gene Ontology annotation, molecular function: extracellular matrix binding; heparin binding; calcium ion binding.
CCCAAGUUUUUGAGAGUUGAUCAAGAUAAAGACAAAGAUUGUAGCUUGGACUGUGCGGGCUCUCCUCAGAAACCUCUCUGUGCAUCCGACGGAAGAACCUUCUUAUCCCGCUGUGAAUUUCAACGCGCCAAGUGCAAAGACCCCCAGCUAGAGAUUGCGUACCGAGGGAACUGCAAAGACAUGUCUAGGUGUGUGGCCGAGAGGAAGUACACCCAGGAGCAAGCUCGGAAGGAGUUCCAGCAAGUAUUCAUUCCGGAGUGCAACGAGGAUGGCACCUACAGCCAGGUCCAGUGUCACAGCUACACAGGAUACUGCUGGUGUGUCACACCCAACGGAAGGCCUAUCAGCGGCACAGCUGUGGCCCACAAGACGCCCAGGUGUCCGGGUUCCGUAAAUGAAAAGUUACCCCAACGGGAAGGCACAGGAAAAACAGAUGAUGCCGCAGCUCCGGCGUUGGAGACACACCCUCAAGGGGAUGAGGAAGAUAUCGCGUCUCGAUAUCCCACCCUCUGGACUGAGCAGGUUAAAAGUCGACAGAACAAAACCAACAAGAAUUCAGUGUCGUCCUGUGACCAGGAGCAUCAGUCGGCCCUUGAGGAAGCCAGGCAGCCCAAGAACGAGAACGUGGUGAUCCCCGAGUGUGCACAUGGCGGCCUCUACAAGCCUGUGCAGUGCCACCCCUCCACGGGGUACUGCUGGUGUGUCCUGGUGGACACAGGACGCCCCAUUCCUGGCACAUCCACAAGGUAUGAGCAGCCGAAAUGUGACAACACGGCCAGGGCACACCCCGCCAGAGCCAGGGACCUGUACAAAGGCCGCCAGCUGCAGGGUUGUCCUGGUGCCAAAAAGCACGAGUUUCUGACCAGUGUUCUAGAUGCACUCUCCACAGAUAUGGUCCACGCUGUGUCUGACCCGUCCUCCCCAUCUGGCAGGCUCUCGGAACCCGAUCCCAGCCACACGCUGGAGGAGAGAGUGGUGCACUGGUACUUCAAACUGCUGGACAGAAACUCCAGCGGGGACAUCGGCAAGAAGGAAAUCAAGCCCUUUAAGAGAUUCCUUCGGAAAAAGUCAAAGCCCAAAAAGUGUGUGAAGAAGUUUGUUGAAUACUGUGACGUGAACAAUGACAAAUCCAUCUCCUUGCAAGAGCUGAUGGGCUGCCUGGGCGUCACCAAGGAGGAAGGCAAGACCAACACCAGGAAACGUCACACCCCUAGAGGGAAUGCUGAAAACACUUCUAAUAGACAGCCAAGGAAACAAGGAUGAAUGGCUGACGGUGUCCAAGGCAGUUCCUA